GAUCACAUUUCUUAAUACUCCAAUUUGCCUGGAGCCCUCAGUACAGUACAUCGUGGAGAUUUACUUCAAUUCGUCUCCUACUCCAAACAGUCAGUUCAGCAAUCACAUCUUGAUUGAUUCUCUGGGUCUGAUUCCAAUGAUUAACUCUCUGGAGGAUUUCAGCAGUAAAACAGAUUUAGAUGAGUACAGACGAUAUCAAUGUGUCGAUGUUGCCUAUCAAGUGGUACCUCACACUAUACCAGAAGUAUGUGAGCGACUGAUAGCCAGCAUGUCUGCUCGGAUCCACAAUGGAGCUGUCCCCUGUUGCUGUAAUCCUCAGGGAUCAAUCAGUCGAAUCUGCAGCAAGUUUGGUGGCCAAUGCCAGUGUAAGCCUGGCGUGAUUGGACGAUGCUGUGACUCCUGUGCACCAGGAUUUUAUGGACUUGGUGCCAAUAGCUGUUCAU
Rhincodon typus (whale shark) is the source of this 443-nucleotide messenger RNA. Its product is annotated as laminin subunit beta-4-like. NCBI's taxonomy places the organism in Eukaryota, Metazoa, Chordata, Chondrichthyes, Orectolobiformes, Rhincodontidae. The record is from RefSeq and is a predicted model, not a curated record. The annotation marks the transcript as partial. The transcript has 3 exons.